Meloidogyne enterolobii is the source of this 2073-nucleotide messenger RNA. Lineage: Eukaryota; Metazoa; Nematoda; Chromadorea; Rhabditida; Meloidogynidae. The record is from the annotation of a GenBank genome assembly.
AUGAUUAAUUCAACAACAAAAAAUUUAUCUUCAUUAAUUCUACUAAUCUCACAAUUUUUAUUUUCUUUAGCUUCAUUUCACAUUCCAUUUGGUAUUGAAGAGGGGGAUGAGUUAAUUCAAUUUAUCGAAAAACCAGCAAUUACAAGAAAAUUACUUCCCGGCCCUCCCUUUACAUUUUUUGAAAGAAAACAAAAUUUAAUUUUUAUUUCGGCAAAUGGAGCUGUUUCCUUUGGAGAACCUUUCGAUACAAAAUCGGAAGAUUUAAGUGAACAACAUAAAGAUAUUAUUGCUGUUUUGUUUGCACCCUCUUCUAACGGAAAAGUUUUUUAUCGAACUUCGCAUAGUGAAACUUUAUUGAGUAGAGAACUUUCCGCAAAAGUUAGGCGUGCUUUUGGGGCAAACCAAUUUGAAGCCUCUGCUGUUUUGUUAAUUACUUGGAGCGAAUUAUUGAAUGAGAAAUCGGAAUCUAAUACGUUUCAGGCAAGUUUAAAUUUAAUCUCAAGUUUAUUUAUUUUCAAGUUUAAUCUAAGUUUAUUUAUUUUAACGUUUAAUUUCAAGUUUAUUUUUUUAUUUUUAAGUUCAAACUUAAGUUUUUUGUUUAAACAAGUUUAUUUUUGUUUCCAAUUGGCAUUAGCUACCGAUUCAAACGAAACUUAUGCCAUUUUUGUCUAUAGCACAAUUAAUUGGACAAAAUCAGGUGGAAGGGUAGUUCAGACUGGAUUUUUUUCUGUUGACGGAAAGAAUGAUAAGGUGCUUGAUCAAAGUAGUUCUUCUGUUGGGGAAGUUGCCAAAGUGACUAAUUUCAAUGAACCUGGUGUUUUUAUUUAUCGUAUUUCUGGAGUUGAACCAACAGAUCCUAGAAGACCAGAAGGCGAUGAUUAUGAAUAUCAACAAUGUCCUCCAGACCCUUACAGAGAUAAAUGUCCACCAACUUGUAAAUUGGUGAUGGAUGACCAACAUUGUAGUCUUUGUAUAUGUUCUAGUGUGCUUUCUUCUUCCUCUGAAAACUUGGCUGGGUCUCCUUAUUCUACUCUUACAAACGAUUUGGGUCAAGAAUUACCUCUACAAAAUAUCCAUCAACAACCAAAGACAACAAUUCAGCGUUCUCCUGAUUUAAGCUGUGCUCCGCUAACAUCUUCUAGUCAGUGCCAUGCUCAUGCCUAUUGUUCCCAAUUUAGGAGCGGUUAUUGCUGUCAGUGCGAACAAGGAUAUAUUGGCAAUGGAGCAGAAUGUUUGCCUCAACAAGAAGCGAUACGUAUUAAUGGUGAUUUUCAAGGUGCAAUAAAUGGGAAAAAUGUACAGAAAACUGAACUUUUUUCUUAUAUCCAACCGGCUGACGGCCAACAACACACUGCUUUAGCUAAAAUUGAUUCAGAAAUUGGGUGGUCUUUACUUUUGGUUGAUUCUUUAAGUACUCCUUUUGGUUGGUUAUUUGCAAAAUCUUCAGCAACUUCUCAAAGCAAAAAUGGAUUUGAAUUGACUGGGGGAAAUUUUACAAGACUUGUUAAUAUACACUUGGGUGACCGUUAUUCACUUGUCAUUCGUCAAGAAUUUACUGAUCGUCAAUUUGAUGAACAAUUUCAUGUUAACGUUGUACUUAGCGGUACCUUACCCGAAAUAUCUGGACCAGUUCAAAUUUCAAUUCCUGAAUUUGAAGAAAAUUAUCGAGUUGAAAAACAAGGCAAUUUAAUAAUAUUGGGAAAAAAUAUUUUUUAUUUUUCUAAAGGAAUGUUGAGGUCCUAUUCUGAACGUUAUAUUCUUUUGCGUGGUGUAGGCAGUGAGGAACAAAAAUUCCGGGUUACUGUAGACCAACAAAUCCACUUCACAGAAUGUCCAUAUAAAGAGCCUAGAGGACCAGAUUCUUUCACUGUCAAAUUUGAACGUGUAAAUGCCAUUUAUGACCAAACUGAAAAUGUUGUUAGAUUUGCUUCACAAUCUAGUAUAUUUAAUGAAGGAGAAAAGUUUGAACGAGAACCAAUAAUUGAGACAAGUGUAGGACAUGUUCCAGAUAAUAGUGGUGGAACACAGGUGAAAAAAAAAAUAUUUUUUUUGGAAAAGGGUACCCACGGGUGA